Molecule: messenger RNA, 2914 nt
Organism: Dicentrarchus labrax (European seabass)
Lineage: Eukaryota; Metazoa; Chordata; Actinopteri; Moronidae
Exons: 8
Coding region: 116-1291 (391 amino acids)
Biological process (GO): lipid transport; lipoprotein metabolic process
Cellular component (GO): membrane; extracellular region
Molecular function (GO): lipid binding
Source: RefSeq, a predicted model, not a curated record
CUCCGGGGAAGAAGUGAAAUCUGUCCUGGGGAAUUCCACUGCAGCAGUUUCACUUUUACUUUUGGUAACACCUGAUUCUGAAUCAGCCAAUAGAAAAACAGAAACAUGCAACUAUAUGUGUUUGCCUCCUGUCUCUCAACAAAAGGUAAGGACUUUAACCUGUGACGCUCCACAGCAGACUUGUUCUCAGUUGUCUGGUCUCUGGUUGGAGGAUCAGAAGGACACAGAGACCUACAUCAUGGCCAUCGCGGACCAGCUGCUGGAGUUGAUGUUCUCCUGGAUCGAUCAGAGGGAGUGCUGUGCAGAGCAGCUGAGGAAACUGGCCAAAGAGCUGGAGUCAUGCAGAAAGAAUUGUAAUAUCAGUGAAUGUGUUGGAACCACAGUGUCAGUGGCUGGAUCUGCAUGUAUGAUCGCAGCCGGUGUGGCCACUUUGUUCACCGGCGGUGCAGCUGCUCCACUUUUAGGUAUGGCAGGAGCAGUGUGUACAGGUGCAGGUGCCACUGUAUCUGUGGGUACUAAAAUCAUUGAGGGCUUCAAAUCCAGUGACACCAUUAAAGAGGCGCAAGAGAUAGAAAAGAAGAGCAACGAGGUUGCAGAAGAAAUACAGAAGCUGUUUGAACAACUGAAGGUGGAGAGUUUCUCCACAGACCCAAAUAAACAGGACCGACACGUCAUGACUGAAAUUCUGAAAGCCAUAGCCAGGCGAAGUGGACUGAAGGGGAGGAUUCGGAUCCGCAGGCUUGAUAAAGAGCUACAGAUUCUUUUCGACAAAGAACAGUCAAACGAGAGGCUCAACCAGAGCUUCUUGAACCCUGAAGUAAUGGUUUCACUUGGUGGAAUUUUAGCAUUUUUUGCACUUCAGCUUUGUGGAAAAACAUUGAAACGUUUCUUGGCUAAAGGAGCUGAGCAACUGAUCAAACAUACAUGCAAAGGUAGUGCUCUAGGAACUGACCAGUUCAUCAAAACUGGUGCCAAAGGAGCUAAAAAUAUCAUCAAACAAAUGUCUUCAAAAGCGCUAAAAGGAGGUGUCAUGGUUGUAGGAGGAGCUGUUGGUCUGGCGUUUGAACUUCCUGAGGCGAUUGACAACUGGACAGACCUGAUCAAGAAGAAUCAUGUGACUGAAGCGAGCCAAUCACUGAGAGAUACAGCUGACGCCAUUCUAGAGAUCACCGGGAUGCUGGGGGAACAGUUCAACAUAAUCAAGCAAAUCUUUGACGAGAUGGUGAAACGUCACGAGGAAAAGGCUUCCAGACGGAAAAGACUGAUGUGCUGCUUGUGCUGCUGGUUGUAGGAGGAGCUGUUGGACUGGCGUUUGAACUUCCUGAGGCGAUUGACAACUGGAAAGACCAGAUCAAGAAUAAUCAUGUGACUGAAGCGAGCCAAUCACUGAGAGAUACAGCUAAGGCCAUUGAAAAGAUCUGCCAGACACUGAGGGAACAGUUCGACAACAUGAAAAAGAUAUUAGAAGAGGAGAAGGCUAAAAGACGACGGGAAGAAGAGGAGAAGGCUAAAAGACAACGAGAAGAAGAGGAGAAAGCUAAAAGACAACGAGAAGAAGAGGAGAAAGCUAAAAGACAACGAGAAGAAGAGGAGAAAGCUAAAAGACAAUGGGAAGAAGGUGAUCAAACUGUGCAGACCAGAAGUGGGCAAGAGAGAGAAAGUCAUCAAAAUGAAGAGACCGGAAGUGGUCAGCAGGGAGGGGGUGGUCAGGGAGAUAAGGAGAGUGGUGGUGAAGAUGAGGCGAAUGAUCAGGAGGAUGAGGAGACUGAGGAAGAGACAGAGGAAGAUGAAAGCAAGCACUGGUAGAAAAAGGACAAAGCGCCAUCGAAAGAAGGGCACUCGAAGUAAACAAAGAGGAGACAGUGAGGAAGUGGUCAGACAGUGUAAGGAUAGUUGGAUAGACCAAGAGCAGAGAACUAUCCAGACACCUCCUGGAACAAUGGGGUGAGUGGGGUUACUUAAUGUUCGCUCAAUGAAUAAGAAACGAUCCCCUGGUAAAAAAAACAGGAUCUUAAAGCUCAUACCAAAAAACAACCUGGACAUCUUUCUUACAACAGAGACGUGGUUACGAGAAGACAAUGCAGACAGAGUCCUCAGGGAGGCUUCACCACAGAAUUACAAUUAUCAUUAUCAGGUGAGGGUUGGUCAAAGGGGAGGAGGGGUAGCAAUUCAGUUCUCACAGGAGCUGCAGGGUGAAAACAUUCCUUUUGACUCCUUAACAACCUUAGAAUGUGUUGUCACAGUUCUGCAUCAUGAUGAGUGGAACCAGCCGGUCCCUGUCAUCAAUGUGUAUCACCCACCGGGGUACAACAGGGACUAGUUAUUAUUGUUGUAUGUAAACCACCUGGUCUGGAUUUUACAGAAGCUGUUGGAUGUAAAAAAAAAAAAACUUUUAAAGUUUGAGUAUAUGUUGAUAUGAAUUUGCUACACAUUCGUACAUCAGUUAGAUUCUCCACAGUUCAAUCUUUCACUUCAGUUUACAGGAACCAUCAAAUCUGUGAUCGGUGAUUGAUAAUGUUGUUCAAUACAAGUUUCAGUUACUAAUAUAGUAUUCUUACUGGUUUAAAUAAACAGUAUUUCCAUUUUUGCUGAGCAAAAGGAAUUAAAGGCCUGUCCCAUAUAGAGGAAGGUUGAGUUCAAUUCAAUUCAAUUCAAUUUUAUUUGUAUAGCGCCAAUUCAUAACAGAAGUUAUCUCAGGACACUUUUCAAAUAGAGCAGGUCUAGACCGAACUCUUUAACAUUAAUUACAGAGACCCAACAGUACCACCAUGAGCAAGCACUUGGCGACAAGGGCAAGGAAAAACUGCCUGUUAAAAGGCAGAAACCUAGGACAGAUCCUCCGGCUCUAGGUGGGUGGUCGUCUGCCUCGACCAGUUGGGGUGAGAGAGAGAGAGAGAGAGAGAGAGAGAGAGAG